GGAGCGUCGGCCUCCGCCGGGCCUUCUGCGAGGCCCUCAUGCGGCGCCCUCGCUGACACCUGAAAGCCGCCGCUCGCUGUCCUCCUGGGGACCGCGGGGUCGCCCGGCCCGCCGCCCUUGGCGGUUAAAGUCGUCGUCGUGCGGGCCCGCGGCGGCUGCCCAUGGAGAAGGCCGGGCGGGGCGGCGACGGCGCCCCACGGGGGCCCGUCCUGCACAUCGUGGUGGUCGGCUUUCACCACAAGAAGGGUUGCCAGGUUGAAUUCUCUUACCCGCCCCUGAUUCCAGGAGAUGGACAUGACAGUCACACUUUACCUGAAGAAUGGAAGUAUUUACCCUUCCUUGCCUUACCAGAUGGCGCACACAACUACCAGGAAGAUACUGUGUUUUUUCACUUGCCACCCAGAAAUGGAAAUGGAGCCACAGUAUAUGGUAUCUCUUGCUAUCGACAAAUUGAAGCCAAGGCAUUAAAAGUACGGCAAGCAGAUGUCACCAGAGAGACCGUUCAGAAAAGUGUCUGUGUUCUAAGCAAGCUGCCUCUCUAUGGCUUACUUCAGGCAAAACUUGAGCUUAUUACACAUGCAUAUUUUGAAGAGAAGGAUUUUUCCCAAAUUUCCAUUCUAAAGGAACUUUAUGAACAUAUGAAUAGUUCCUUGGGAGGAACUUCAUUAGAAGGAUCCCAAGUAUAUCUUGGUCUGUCUCCUCGAGAUCUUGUGCUUCAUUUUCGACACAAGGUCUUAAUCCUGUUUAAAUUAAUUCUUCUUGAAAAAAAGGUUCUCUUUUAUAUUUCUCCGGUGAAUAAAUUGGUGGGUGCCCUGAUGACUGUGUUAUCCCUUUUUCCAGGCAUGAUUGAACAUGGUCUCAGUGACUGUUCUCAAUACAGACCCCGAAAGAGUAUGUCUGAAGAGGCUGGGCUUCAAGAAAGUAAUCCCCUUGCAAGUGAUUUUGUUUCUAUGUCUGCCUCUGACAUUUCAAAUACCUGCUCGAGAAAUGUCAAGAAAAUCAUGACAGGAAACCGUGGAGGAGAUGCGGCCAUCAAGACUGAAGAGCUUUUAUUCCAAGUAGAAGAUGACAGCAGCAAAGGACAGGAACAAAAUGAUAUCAAUCAAUAUUUGAAACCUCCUUGUCACCCCUCUCCAGAGUCUUCAGAAAGUGACUGGGAGACCUUGGAUCCUAGUGUCUUAGAGGACCCCACCUUGAAAGAAAGGGAACAGGUGGGGUCAGAACAGACCAACUCAUUUCCAAAGGAGUCUGUGCCCUCAGACAGUCCUCCGAUUACCGUACAACCUCAAGCUAACACAGGCCAGGUUGUCCUGAUACCAGGGCUAAUUUCCGGUUUGGAAGAGGAUCAGUAUGGCAUGCCCCUGGCCAUCUUCACAAAGGGAUAUCUGUGUUUGCCUUAUAUGGCGUUGCAGCAACAUCAUCUUCUCUCUGAUGUCACCGUUCGGGGAUUUGUUGCUGGAGCUACUAACAUCCUUUUUCGGCAACAGAAACACCUCAGUGAUGCCAUUGUGGAAGUAGAAGAAGCUCUGAUCCAGAUCCAUGAUCCAGAACUCAGGAAGCUGCUUAACCCAACCACUGCAGACCUAAGGUUCGCAGAUUACCUAGUGAGGCACGUGACUGAGAACCGGGAUGAUGUCUUCCUGGAUGGCACGGGCUGGGAGGGAGGUGACGAGUGGAUCCGAGCCCAGUUUGCAGUCUACAUCCAUGCUCUGCUGGCUGCCACGCUGCACUUAGAUAAUGAAAAGAUACUAUCAGACUAUGGGACAACCUUUGUUACAGCAUGGAAGAAUACUCACAACUACAGGGUCUGGAACAGCAACAAGCAUCCAGCACUUGCAGAAAUAAAUCCAAACCAUCCUUUUCAAGGCCAGUACUCAGUGUCAGACAUGAAGUUAAGAUUCUCACAUUCUGUUCAAAACAGUGAACGUGGCAAAAAAAUUGGAAACGUCAUGGUCACAACCAGCCGGAAUGUUGUACAAACAGGAAAAGCUGUUGGCCAGUCAGUUGGAGGAGCUUUUUCCAGUGCAAAGACAGCUAUGUCUUCGUGGCUUUCUACUUUCACCAAUUCCACCCCCCAGAGUCUCACUGAGCCCCCUGAUGGGAAGCCCUGAGCAAGGCGUCCAGAGGCUGCUGUUGCUUUCUUCGGUUUAAGUGUUCCCUGUCUGUCUGCUGCUGCCAGACUGUUCCUCUUCAUCAGCCACAGGUCCACAGCAGGGUACCAUUAUGUCAAACUGUUUACAUGGACGGUUGCCCUCUGUCUAAAUGAAUGUUGCAGGAUGCUGAGAAGAUGAAAUCACAAUGAUAGCAGGGAUGGCUUUCCAGGUUGGGGUUUAAAUUGACUAGUUUUUUUUCAGUCUGAGCCUGAUUAAAACACACAGUGAAUCUUGUAAUGAAUUUUGAGUUCUAAUAUUAUACAUUUGUUUACUUUAGAAAAGUUUUUACUUAUGUAAAUUUGGUUUUGUUUGCUGUUUGAAUAUGCAGAUGGUCACUGUAAUUUAUAUGUGCUAAAAUUAAGUUAUAUUACUAUUUUAAUUUCUCUAAAGUUGGCCCUAAAAUGUGCUUAAGAGUUAAGAGGCCAUACAAUCCAGCUCUUUGUUAUUAUUUUACUGAGUUAUAUGAUUAUUUUUUGUUUCUUGGUUUUCUACCCACAAAACACGUUUAUCAAUUCACUGCCUCCCAGAAACGUGAAAGUCAGAGGUGGUAGUUCUGAGGAUGGAGUGUUUUGUUUCAUGUUUUUAAUUUAUUCUUUCCCAAUCCUAGACACUUGGUUUCAAGCAUGAAAGAAUGUCACUGUGCUUUCUUCCUCUUCCUAAUUGUGCAAGUAGAUGUGCAGAGAAACAGCAUAGUGACAGUUACAGUGGUGUUUGAGCAGUUUAACAUGAAUGUGUAUUUAGGGCAAGACUUUAAAAGACCUAGGUGUUAGUUUCGUCAACUCUAGUCAUGUUGCAGUCUUUCACAAGCAUUUUUUAACCCAAAGUUUGUGCCUUCUAUUUUCUCUUUUGAACAGUUUUCCAUUGGGUGUUUACAGACCUACAGGUUUUUUCUGUCUUAUUCUUCAUAAAGCUUUUCGAGGCACUUGGCCUUCCUACUUUCCUGAUGGAAAAUCCUCCUGUAAUCAAUCCCUACCCCCUUCUGAAAGUAUUUAUAAAAGAAAAACAAGAUGAUCCAUAAAUAUUGAAAAGAAAUCUCAUCUUAGCUCACAUUUAGAAAAGCAAGAGGCAAAAGAAGAAAACUACCAUGAUAUCAGUCAUGUUUCAUAAAGGACAUCGGGUUUCAGUGUAGACCCUGCAUGAGUGUGCUGUCUACUGAAGACUUUUACACAACUGGACCUCAUGUAUCUGCCAUGCUCAGCUCUCAUUUGCUUUUCAAGGGGACUUUGGAUGGGUGUUCUCAGGGAGUACUUACAGGGGACAGACUGCUUUUUCAGUAACAAAAGAUACUUGGAGAAUACAUUAUGAGUAUAAUCUACAUAUGAUGUAGAGUAUUGGGAAAAUAAGCGGCCUAAUUAAGGAGAACACUUGAUUAUUUCAAUUUAUCCCUUCAUAAAUGUUUGUAUAAGAAGUAUAUCCUUAUAGGGCUUAUGAAAUGGACAUAGGGACAUAAUCUAAAUAUCCCUAGAUUUUUCAAUUUGUGUUUUAACACAAGUCCAGCAAAUCUAAAAGCAUACUUCCAUUUGAGCAUAAUAACACAAGAAUUCAGUGAUAAUAAAGGGCUUAUUGUGGAGCACUCCAUUAUUUCCACUUCUGCUAGGAAAGUUAACCUUCUCAGGAAAUAUUAUUUGAAGAGAAGAAAGUAAUACCAAACAAAACCUUAAAAGAUACUUUAAUCAGUUUUGCACUGACACUAUGAAGAAUUCAUUCUAACAUCUUGUUUCAUGAGGCCAAGUCAUUAUUUGGAGUGUGAUAGUGUAUAGGUGUGCAAUUGUUACCUCUCAACUGCCAGAAGUUCACAAUGCUAAGAGCACUGUGAGGGAUCAGCAAGCAUGCUGCUCGUUCAUCCUUUAGUUUGUAUGGUUUGUAUGCUUGGGGUAAAUUCCCAUCUCUCACUAUUCAAAAGCAGUCCAACCACCCUUUGGAAUGCCACUAAAAUAAAAAUAGUUACAUGAAAUUUAAUUUUGCUUUAGGAUCACUGAUUCCCCAUUUUAACAUACACCUCAAUUGAACUUUCUAUUAAUGUUUUUAGUUAAGAGUUCAGCUCUUAAAGUGGUCAUAUAACUGGCUUUCAACAUGAAAUAAAUAUCUCAGAAGAUAGAACCUUUGUCAUAGAAAUGGUCAAAAGACCAUAACUGUCUUUCCUUAAGGUUCUGGGAGGUAUUGGAGUUUUCAGGGAGCAUAGGCUGUUAUGUUGUUGACAGGGCCCCAGGGGCAGCCAGCAUACUUGAAAGCAGGAGCCUGACCCCUUGUCCUGGGAGCCCUCAUGCUUCUUGCUUAGAUUCCAGGCUCCAGCUGAGUGGCCAGCCCAGGGGCAGUAGCCUCCCUCCAGUCACUGGCUCUGUGAGACAUAGGAGCCAGCGCUGGGCCAUUGUCAGACAUAUCACUGGGAAAGGUGUGUGUUUGCAUUGGCCGCUCUUGCUCCAGUGCUUUGGUGACUAAGAACUGAGUAUUUAUAAGUAGGCCUGAGGGAUGUAGGGUCAGACAGGCUUUUUCAGGGUGUGCCAGGCGCACAGACUGCAUCUGUAGCUUGGUGGUGGCCUCACUGCUGUCUAGGUGACUUAAAAGUAGCAGUUAGAAAAAGUCCCUGGCAUACUUUAAUUCCUGCUAGGCACUGUAAUGGCAAUGACAUAGGUAAGGAAAAGAGAAUUAAAGCUACUGUGUCCUGGCCUAGGCAAAUGGAAAAAGUUGCAUGUCACAGUGAGGCUUAGAGUUAUUUUGCCUAUGCAUUUGGCUCACAUAACCAGUGUGAAUAGUCUAUCCCCAAAUCCAUUCAUGAUUUACUAGCUCCCGAGCCCUAAAACAAUUCUCAUCUUUUUUUCUUGAAGAAACACAGCAACGAUAUCCUUGGGCAGCAAACCAGAGCAUAUGACAUGAUUUCCUCAACCUUAUCUUGCUUUUCAAAUUCUAUAUUAAGCAUUGAAUUAUUUUUUUUAGAAUAAUUUACUUUGGAAAGGCAAGGAGAAAGCAAAUCAGGAAAGGAGAGAAGAAGUUGUUGCAAGGCUGAGGAACCAAGUACAUAAUAUCUGAAUGAAAGUAUUUUGAGAGCAGUAUUUAAUAUGCUAAAGGUUAUAAGAAUUCUUUUACAAAGAAGUUAGAAUAUUAAUCUGCUAGUUAUAAGUUUUAAAAUGAAGCUGUAACAUUAUCUCCCUGGCAGACAGGAUUGUUUUUCUUUUAUGUUUUGUGCAAGUUACACUUAGUGGUCCAUUUCCCUCCAGGCCUAGUGAUGAGUUUGGGAGCGCUGAGCUUCUGUAAGGGGCCAGUGGACUGAUCCUGAAUCCUGAUCCUGGAAAGUAGCCUGUUAGGACAGUAGCUGCUAAAUGUUGCCUGUUAUUUUAUUGGGGAGUUGGUUGGCGCUCUUGAAAUGACAUCAGCAUUUGCAUGCUCUCAUUCUGACCAGAGGUGGCACAGCGUUCGUGGCCUUUCCACUCAGUUCUGUAGGAGCCUUUAAACUUGAUAGAGAAUGCAGCCCUAGUUUGUAGAUGAUGAUUGUCAUUCCAUGCAGUGCAGUGUGCCACUAGGAGUUUUCUCAUUCCAGGUCUUUGGACUUCAUAACAUUGGGAUUGUUUUUUCAUAAUUUCCAACAUUCCAUAAAUAUUUGUCAAGGACAAAGAAAGGAAAUGUGGAUCUUUAUUCUUUUCAUAUAAAUAAUUUUGUACACAUGAUUUCCUGCUUUCAUCUGAAGGAGAAGAAACUAGCUCCCUUGUAUGGUAACUCCAGAAUUAAAAGAUGGUGCACGUAUAAGGGGUUGAAUAUAUUUUGUAAAACUCUAAUGCAUUUGUAUUUCUGUGCUGUUCUAAAGUUUACCUUUUUACUUGUAUUAAUUAAAGAUAGAGAAACUAUAUUUAAAUCAUGUAAAUGGGACACAAUUUAGGAUUUUUUCCCAAUCUUAUUUUUCGUCAGCUUCUCACACACAUAGUAUGCUGCUCAAAUUUUUUUGUGUGCAAUAUAAACAUUUGAACAUUUCAGUCAGGUACUGAGCCAGAAAAGGUAAUUGAAGUUUUUACAAAGCUUCUGUGCUUAGAAAAUAUUUUGUUUUAUUGAAAUAUUAAUAAUUUAUAGCUGGAAAAAUAGGAUCAAGACUUAGGGGUUUCAGGCCGCUUGGUCAUUGGUUCCUAAGUUUAGGAAAGCAUUUGAUUAACAAGUUGGUGAAGGUAUUUAGUGGUUACAAAAAUAGUUUAAAUAUUUGAGAUUAAAGGCUUUCUACAAACCCUUUCUAAGAAAGUUUAGCUUAGAAAUCUUAGAAAGUUUUCUAAGAAAGUUUAGCUGUGACACAUGUUUUGAUCAGAAAGAUAGUUUCUCUUUGCUCUAGUAGUUUUAUAAUUUGUACUAGUUCUUCGUUUCUGUUGUCAUUUGUUUAAAAAAAUGUUAAAAUUAUAAAUCACGUCUAAUCAUACUGAAUUGUAAAACUUCUGCUGUCUUUAUUUUAAGGAAAAAUGAGAAUAAAAUUAUCCUGUUUGUCCUACAUAC
Molecule: messenger RNA, 6620 nt
Organism: Diceros bicornis minor
Lineage: Eukaryota; Metazoa; Chordata; Mammalia; Perissodactyla; Rhinocerotidae
Gene: AVL9
Product: AVL9 cell migration associated
Exons: 16
Coding region: 162-2111 (649 amino acids)
Cellular component (GO): cytoplasm
Source: RefSeq, a predicted model, not a curated record